AUGCAAUGGACCUGCAUCCGUUUAUUCAUCGUAGUGUAUUCACUACAGAUAUCUCGGGCAGCAUAUCUGUCCAAUGUGGCAGUUGAACUUCUUGCACCUCCAGCUGGACAAGAGACGUACUUGUGGAUAGGGUUUCGAACAAGUAACACCACGAGUAGCACAAGUUCGUACAGCAAAUCUGAAGACUUUCCGUACCAUUCGUUGCUCAUCCAAGAAGAGUCCGAGUCCUCGACUCAGCAGAUUCUAAGUUUUGCAGCAAAUUGCUCUUCCUUGGUGGAACUGGCUGGGGGGUGGCCUGGAAGUAUUGCAUGCCAUGGGGGCUUCUUUCAGUUUGACGGAGUUUUGAGUGCUGCCACAUGGUAUGAGCUUGUGAUACUGGUGAACAUAUCGAGCUCUGCGAUUCGAACCUCAGGCUCAAGGUUGAGGCUGCUAGUUGGAAGACUGGCAUUUGUACCCGUGCCUGCAAAAAGCUUUCAGAACCAGGUGAGGUGCUCAGCUACCUGA
Molecule: messenger RNA, 504 nt
Organism: Cladocopium goreaui
Lineage: Eukaryota; Dinophyceae; Suessiales; Symbiodiniaceae
Source: the annotation of a GenBank genome assembly